CGACCAUUUCCGAAAUUCAUCAGUGACGGCUGACCCUCCUGCCCUAAGAACUCAAUCAAUCUAUAUCAAUAUAUUGGAUUCUGUCUCCUGCACAGUAUGCCUGGGCUCGCUGUUACAACUGCAGCCAAGUCAGGAAGGACUUUGGCACAACUUCUCUUUUUAAGCAAAGCAAGUGCAAAUCUGAUCACAGUACUCAGAAUUUCUUUAGACCAUAACCUCAUAUGCUCUUUCUUCCAUACUCAGCUGGCGUGCCAAUACUGUGGAAAGGGCGCCAUAUCCCGGCAGCAAGGCUUUGUGCUACCCGCUACAUCACGUGACUCGCCAAAUUAUCACGUGACCAAGGCCUUGGUCACGUGACUCCGGCGCCUCAGAACAUCGCGAAGACCAGUCUGUUCAAGGCUCUCGUUUUCAGCUCGAUACACCAAACAGAGCACUCAGACACGAUGGUAUGUGUACCCCGAAACGGCCAAGACGCCCAAAUAUGCCGGUAGCUGAAAGCUCCCUUCUAGCGGCUUAC
Molecule: messenger RNA, 517 nt
Organism: Metschnikowia bicuspidata var. bicuspidata NRRL YB-4993
Lineage: Eukaryota; Fungi; Ascomycota; Pichiomycetes; Serinales; Metschnikowiaceae
Exons: 1
Coding region: 97-357 (86 amino acids)
Source: RefSeq, a predicted model, not a curated record